Effrenium voratum is the source of this 2183-nucleotide messenger RNA. The record is from the annotation of a GenBank genome assembly. NCBI's taxonomy places the organism in Eukaryota, Dinophyceae, Suessiales, Symbiodiniaceae.
AGAUGGAGCUGUGGAGCUGUUCGCGAAGCUUGCUUCGGCCUGGGGAUUAGGUUGGUGGAUUUGGUAGCUUCAUGACAUGUCUAAAGCCCUGAUCCAUGGGCCGGAUCGGGGAGAACUUGCAGGGGCACGACUUGCCUGAAGAGAAAGACGACCCAGCGGAUCUGGAGGAGCAGGUCACGGACUUCCUGUCGCGGCACGACAUCGCGGCGGACGUGGGCGCGGCGCUGCGGAAGCUGCCUUUGGAGCGGCAGCGGGAGGUGGUGGCCGCAGACCUCACCGGGGCCAACAAGCCCUCCGCGGUGCUGCUGUCCCGCAUCAAGCGGGCCACCAAGGACCGCAAGCCGCGCCAGCGCAGGGAAAACGUGGCCGCGUUCCUGCGGAACAACACCUUCGAUGAGGACGCGUGCCGCAGCUUUCGGGACCUGGGCCCAGAGCUGCAGGGCCAGAUCAUGUCGGAGGACUUCAGCCGCUGCAGGAACCCCAGCGCCUUCCUCAUGGCGCGGAUCCGGGCCCUGAAGGACUCGUCAUCCGGCCCAAUUGGUGCCUUGCCUGGCCCAAGCUCCGGUCAGGCCAGCGACGUGGUGGAGACCUUCCUGUUCCAGCAUGGCAUCGACGAAGGGGGCCGGGAAGCGCUGCGGCAGCUGCCAGCACCGCUGCAGCUGCAAGUCUUGGCCCACGACUUUGAGAUUGGCCAAGGGGGCAGGAAUCCUUCUCAGCAUUUGGUGUCCUUGGUUGGCAUGGCCUGGGCUGGCAGCUUGAAGCCGCCCCAGGCAAUGGAUCCCCACGAGGAGUUCUUGGAUCGGCAUCAGGUGGACGUCAGGGCAAGGCAAGCUUUCUACGAGCUGACCAUGCCGUUGCGACAGGCGGUGGUGAACGAGGGCCCCAUCAUUAACUGCCACAACCCCUCUGCCGUUCUGUUCUCCCGCAUCGCCCGCUUUCGCAACACCUCCCUAGAUGCCAUGCCGCCGCAUGCGCUGCAGAUGCCAGCGUAUGGGCUGCCGCCCCAUAUGCCGCCGCAUGUGCCGCAUGUGCCACAUGUGCCGCCGCAUGUGGCACCGCAUGGGACGCCACUCAUGCCACCGCAUGGGCUGCCACAUGUGCCGCCACAUGUGCUGCACAGCAUCUCACCCUGGCCGCUGCCGCCGCCCGACUUUUCGCACAUACAGCCAGGCCCCCCUCCGCCGGGCGAGCCGCCUGGGCCCGCGCCCGCGCCUGCUUUAGCCGCGCCGGGCGGCGCCGAGGCAAAGCGGCGCAGAGUAGAGCGGGAGCCGCCGGAAUCGCGCGAGCAGGAGCCAUCUCUGGCCGUCGAGGGCUUCUUGAGGCUCAACGGCAUUGAUGCCAAGAGCUGUAGGGCCAUGCGGCGGCUGCCUCCCGCUGCCCAGGAGAAGCUGAUUGGCAUGGACUUGCGUCAGCGGAGGAACCCCUCGGCCUUCUUGUGGGCACAGAUUCAGAAGCUGGACUUGGACAGGGGUCCACCGCCUGAGAAGCCUGCAGUGAAGCAAGAGAAAGGCGAGUUGCUCUUCUUUCUUGCGCGGCAUGGCCAGACUUCUUCUGUACCUCCGCUGGUGGAGAUCACUGCUGGCACUUCGUGUUUGACAUGUGGCAGGUCCACUCAAAAUGACAUAGUCUUUAAAGCCCAGCACGCCUCCAAGAGGCAUGCCGAGUUUCACAUAGAACAUGCAUCGGGGGAGCCCCUGCUGCUGCUUAGGGAUUUUUCGUCCAAUGGCACCUGGGUGAAUGGCGCCAAGCUUCAACCAGGCCGCCCCACGCGCCUGGUGUCUGGGGACAUCGUGUCCUUUUUGCCGCCGGCGGAGGAUGCCCCGGCCUUCCAGGUGUUGGAUGCCACCAUCUCGGGCAAGCACUUCCAGCCGCAGCCGGAGCCCGUCGCGCGCGCGGUGCCGGCCCUGGCGGAUGUGCCCGAAGCGGCCGGGGAGGUGGGAGAAUGGAUCCGCAGCAUCGGGGGUGGCGGGAAGCUGAGCGCGCGGCUCAUAGAGGAGAUCGAGGAUUCCUAUGAUCACCUCCGCCAGAUCUACGACAACUACAGGAGAAACAUCAGCGAUUUCUUGGAUGUGCAUUCUGUGGAUGAUCCGGAUGAGCAAGAGAUCUUGUCAGAAGCAAUCGCAACGCUAUGUUCUUGGCAGCGAGCCGAGAAUGAUUAGUGAAUCAGCAAGUGCUGUCGCAUC